AAUUGAAUUUAUAUGUGUAAUUAUAUGAAUUUUUAAAAACAAUUUAUAAAAACAAUAUAAUAAAGUUUUUAUUGAAGAGAUCAUUAUAAUGUCGAAUUCUAGAAAAACCAAAACAAGACGUAAUAGUGAUUCAGUAGAUAUUAAUCCUAAAAGAAUGAAAUCAGAAGACGAAGAUAAUUCAGAAAACAAGGAAAAUAGUAUAGUUAAAAGUGAUACUUUACUUGAAAACAUUUCUGAACAAUUAUUGUCAGUGGAGCAUAAUUUGGCUACUGAGUUAAAAAAAAUUACAUUCCGUUUGCCAGUAGAAUAUGUUUAUAGUCCACUUGAAUAUGCAUUUAAUAUACACACUAUGUAUGUACAAAAGUAUUGUAAUACUGUUAAGAAAAUAUUGUUUCUUGGAAUGAAUCCUGGUCCUUGGGGUAUGUCCCAAACUGGUGUUCCAUUUGGAGAGAUAAGUAUGGUUCGCGACUGGUUAAAAAUUUCCGGACCUGUUGGAAAACCAGUCAAAGAACAGCCAAAUAGAAAAGUAGCUGGAUUUCAAUGUACUCGUAGCGAAAUCAGCGGGAAAAGAUUAUGGGGUCUUUUUCAAGAAUUAUGUAAAAGUCCAGAGAAAUUCUUUGAACAUGCAUAUAUACAUAAUUAUUGCCCUAUUGCAUUAAUGAAUAAAAAAGGCUGUAAUAUUACACCAGCAGAAAUAAAGGGACCAGAGAUACAAAUCUUACAUUCUGCUUGUGACAAGGCAUUAGCAGAUGCAAUUAAGAUUUUAAAAGUUGAAAUUAUAAUUGGCAUUGGUGGAUAUGCAGAGAAACGAGCUCAAUUAGUAGUUCAAUCUUCAAAAUUACCUGUGAAGGUUUUAUGUUUACCUCAUCCAAGUCCACGUGCUGUGAAUAAUAAAAAUUGGAGUGAAAAAGCAACACAAAAGUUAAGUGAGUUUGGAUUACUUGAAUGUUUUACAGCUUAAAAUACCUUGACAAGAAAAAUAAUUUUUUGCUCUUUAUCAGUACAAUUUUAUGUUACCUAACUGUACUAUUUAUGUUACAUAUAUUAUUUUAUAAAUUUGUGGUAAUUUCUAA
Molecule: messenger RNA, 1073 nt
Organism: Bombus pascuorum
Lineage: Eukaryota; Metazoa; Arthropoda; Insecta; Hymenoptera; Apidae
Gene: Smug
Product: single-strand selective monofunctional uracil DNA glycosylase
Exons: 3
Coding region: 89-961 (290 amino acids)
Biological process (GO): base-excision repair
Molecular function (GO): oxidized pyrimidine nucleobase lesion DNA N-glycosylase activity; single-strand selective uracil DNA N-glycosylase activity
Source: RefSeq, a predicted model, not a curated record